Messenger RNA from Rhinichthys klamathensis goyatoka, 880 nucleotides. Its product is annotated as endonuclease domain-containing 1 protein-like. The transcript is spliced from 2 exons. Gene Ontology annotation, molecular function: hydrolase activity; metal ion binding; nucleic acid binding. The record is from RefSeq and is a predicted model, not a curated record. NCBI's taxonomy places the organism in Eukaryota, Metazoa, Chordata, Actinopteri, Cypriniformes, Leuciscidae. Bases 1 to 849 code for a protein of 282 amino acids.
AUGAAUAUGCAUCUCUUUAUUGUGCGCAUCCUCGCUGUGCUGCUGGCGUCGAGCUGUCCAUUCGCCAUUUCUGAAGUUUUAGAAACUUUUACUAAAUGUAGCGAGUUUUUCUUUAAAGGACAGCCUCCGGAGAUUUCUAGCAUCCUGGAUUCACGCUCUAAAAAUAAUCAUUACAAAAUCAUCUGUCAAAAAUAUCAUAAUAUGUACACAUUUGCAACAUUCUACAACGCAGAAAAUAGGAUUCCUGUUUUCUCAGCUUACAAAUAUACUGGGAAAAUAAGUAAAAGACCAAAUAUUCCAUGGAUGGUUGAGCCUCAGCUUGAUCCCGCUGUUGAUGACAUGACUGUGCCAUAUCCAAAUCAGGCCAUCAAUGAAGACUUCUUCAAUAACUACGGAUUGAAUCGCGGUCACUUGUUUCCCAGCGGUCAUGCAGGUGAUGAUGUCACUGCCGAAUCUACAUUCACGCUGACCAACGUAGUGCCACAGAAGAUCAGCUUUAAUGCCGGCAGUUGGAAUCGCAUGGAAAGGGAAAUUUCAGACAUCAUGAAUAAACAUUGCUGUGACAAUAAUAAAGUUUUAGCCCAUGUGCUGACCGGAGCAAUACCUGGGAACAAUAAACUGAAUGGGAAAGUGAACAUUCCCUCUUACAUGUGGACGGCAUUCUGCUGUUACAACAGUGCAGCGAAUACAUUUGUCUCCCAAGCUUACUGGGCCCUAAAUGUAGAUGAACACAAAGAAAAAACGAUCAUUAAAAAUAGCCUGCAGAAAUUACAGGAAUUUCUGAGUCAACAACUGAGGACAAAAGUACAGCUGUUUAAUAACAACUGUGCAAAAAAGCGUUCAAACUAGCAGAAGGAUGCAGAAUCACUGAACUAUCAUU